Molecule: messenger RNA, 1744 nt
Organism: Spinacia oleracea (spinach)
Lineage: Eukaryota; Viridiplantae; Streptophyta; Magnoliopsida; Caryophyllales; Amaranthaceae
Exons: 2
Coding region: 242-1270 (342 amino acids)
Source: RefSeq, a predicted model, not a curated record
UAAGGCGUUCAGCUUUCUCUCUCUUACCCAUUUCUUACUUUCUCUCUUCUUUCUCUCUCCUGUCGAAGAAGAGAGUUGUCGAAGCAGCGCAAUCGAGCAUCACAACUACCAGUAGACGAGAAGAUCAACAAUUUUCAAAUUUUCAGCAACAAUAAUUUAUCGUCGAUCGCAAACCCUACCUGAUUGAUUCAAUUUAACCAACAUUUCUGGUAUCAAAUUACUGUAUCUUUAGCAUAUCAAGAUGCCUAAGACAAGAAGAGAUCGUUCUGUCUCUUUUGAGAGGUCUAGAAGGUCACCAGUUCCUUGCAGCUCGAGUUUGACGUGUGAAUCUAUUGCUAAAAGUCCUCCAGCAACAGUGGAAGACUUAAAAGAAUGGGAGGACGCCAGGUGCGCUGUUUGUAUGGAACAUCCUCACAAUGCUGUGCUUCUCAUUUGUUCAGCAUAUGACAAGGGUUGUCGCCCAUACAUGUGUGAUACCAGUUAUCGUCACUCCAAUUGUCUGGACCAAUUUCGCAAGUCUUUCACAGAAGCUUUAACAGAAACACCGUCAGAGGAAGGUAUUCAGCCUCUUGUUCAGUCAUCAGACAUCGUGACCGUCGAAAGUCUUGAAACUAUUGUUGCCUCGCAGCAGGAUGAAGGGAAAUCUCAAGGUUCAGUUGCUGCAGAGAUUGGCAGCAUGCAUAAACUUCAGCAGAAGCUGGUUUGCCCUCUAUGCCGUGGACAAAUUAGUGGGUGGGUUGUGGCAGAGUCAGCUCGUGAUUUUAUGAAUGCCAAAAUUAGGAGCUGUGCCUGUGAAACCUGUGAAUAUAACGGUAACUACACUGAUCUGAGAAAACAUGCAAGGGUAGAUCAUCCACAAGUAAGGCCUUCUGAGGCUGAUCCUGAGAGGCAAAGAAAUUGGAGAAGACUUGAGAGGCAAAGGGAUAUAGGUGAUGUGCUGAGUACCAUCCAAUCAUCCUUUUCUGAAGAUCAAGAUGAUGAUCCCAAUCUCCUGAUGGAUGAGCGUGGUUGGAUUACAAUAUUCUUCCUUUUCCGAGUUUGGCGUCCAUCAUCUAAUUCUAGGAGCAGUAGUUGGUCAGGUACCUCAAGGUCACGAACCCGUGCACAACAAGGUGCUAGAAGGAGGUCAACUGCUAGGUUAUGGGGAGAGAGCCUGGAGGCUGAACAAGGUUCUGCUUCUGUAGAGGAUGAAGAUUCCUCUGAUGAGGGAUCAGUUGCUUGGAGACGCCGUGUGAGAAGACGUUUACCUACUCCAGAUGACGAAUCCUGAGUGCCACAUCGAGAGUUUGUUUGGUUGACUCUCUCUUUGUAAGAGAACUGGACUUGGGCAUAUUUAUCUUUGUUUGCAUUGUGGCAUUUGGGGGAAUUCAAGGAUAAGUUUGUGCUGUAGGAAGCUGCAUACUUGGAGAUAUAACGCUCGGGCUGUUCCGUUGCUUCAGUUUUCAAGAUUGGUUUGGAACUGUAUUCAAGCAUUUCUUUGAUACUAUAUCACAUAUGAAUGAGCGGGUUUGCCGGUUUGUAGUUUUCUUCGCGAAAAUGUACCAAUUCGAAAAUGAUACGAGUUACUUAUUUAUAUACGGUUUGCAGUGCAGUUCCAUGUUCCAACCUUUGUUUUCCUUCCUUACUUUCAUUUCAUUUUCUCCCCCCAUAUUAAUUUGUUGUUACAGUAGAAUUCCCGGGUACCGUACCAGUAUGUAUAUUAUCUUUAAAUUUUUUAAUAAUGAAUUAAUUAUUUUCUUGUCUA